Pecten maximus is the source of this 3776-nucleotide messenger RNA. RefSeq names its product NF-kappa-B inhibitor-like protein 1. The record is from RefSeq and is a predicted model, not a curated record. Bases 402 to 1508 code for a protein of 368 amino acids. Gene Ontology annotation, molecular function: protein binding. The transcript has 6 exons. Gene Ontology annotation, biological process: canonical NF-kappaB signal transduction. Lineage: Eukaryota; Metazoa; Mollusca; Bivalvia; Pectinida; Pectinidae.
UAUCAUAGCGACAAAUUAGGAUCGUCUAUCAGAUUGAUAAUACAUUUGUACAUGUUGCGACAAAUCGUCUAUCAGAUGAUAGGGACACUUGGAUCAUAGCGACAUAUCGUCUACCAGAUAAUGAGGACUAAUGAAUCAUUGUGACAAAUUGUUUGAGAUAUAAGCAUUAAUGCAUUUCGCAAUCUUCUAGAAUAGUAACUUUUGAGGAUCCUAAAUAUAGAUUUACUUUCGGUUUCAUUUCGAGGCUCACCGGAAGUUGAUUCAGACGAUGGGAAGAUGGCUCGUACAUAUUUAAUCAAAAAGUAGAAAUGUCAUGUGGUGUCCGUGUUUUGGAUAUGAUUGUGGCUGAAAUAUCGUUAUAUACAUAUACAUUGCUCAAACGGCGGAAGUGUUUAUAAGUGAUGGGAAAGCAGAAAUGUUCACACUGUAAACUCUACAAACUAAAGCGUUAUACCAAGGAGGACAGGCCGUCUCGCAUGAGAUCCUAUGUAGCCAAACACAACAUUGACCUCCCUACGGUAGAACUGUCCAAACGUCGAAAUCUUCUUCACUACUGCAGUAAAUACGGACUUGGUGGCGUUUGUCGGUAUUUAUUGGAGGUUGGUGUCAACCCUUAUAGCACAGAUGAGGACGGUAAUACACCUCUUCACUUGGCUCUUCGCCGGGCACUCAAGGAGACAAGCACCGAUGUCCACACAAUUUACAAUGAAGUGAUCCUACCACAGCUAGAGAAAUGUCCGUUUCUAACCGAGGAAGUUGAUGACUUUGGGACAAGCUGUAGGGAUCUGUUGGACAGACUUCUUGAAAAACAACAACGCCAAAAGUCAUCAGGCCAGGAGUUCCAGACAUGGUUUGAGGAACCAGAGACAGUUGAUUGUUCUUCCCCCUCAGAACACGAAUGGCAACAGAAGAUUUUCCAGGAAUAUCACUAUGAGUGUGAACAGGAGGGUGGUAAAAUCAAGGUCUCAGAAUACUUUGAAGGCGAUUUUAACGAGGAGACUUAUGAUGAGUGGUGCGAAAGGAUGGCGCGAGAAGUCCACAACAAACGCAAAUACAGCAACACAGGUCAGAGGUCAAAAGAAGAGCCGAAAAACAAGAAAACUACAGCAGAGGAAGAUUUGGAAAAAGCUCGUGAAAAGAUGAAACAGAAAUAUGAUGAUGAACAAAGGAGAAUCAAAGAGUUACGCAUUAGACAGAAAAAACAAAACUAUGAGGAAAACAUCAAGACUCUGCUAUCGAGCAAAGAUGUACAACCUAUAGGUUAUAGUGAUAUUCCAUGGCCUUUUGAGUCAGAAGUUACAGAUAUCAGUAAGCAGCUAUUCUGUGACAUAUCUUCAUCAGAUAAGGAGACGUACAGGAAGUAUCUUCGAGAACAACAAAUCAGAUGGCAUCCUGACAAAUUUCUCCAAAAGCUUGGACACCGAAUCAAAGAAGAAGAAAAAGACUGCAUUUUAGAAAGAGUUAAAGAAAUAUCACAGGAACUCAACAAACUGUUUGAUUCAUCUUAACAAUAAAGUUAUAUAGCCAUUUUAACAGUAUAAUAGUAUGGCUGCAUCUAAAACCAUAAUGUAGUGUGGUCACAUCUUACAGCAGAGUCAUGUGGUCACAUCUUAACAGUAAAGUAGUGUAGCCACAUCUUAACAGUAACAUAGUGUGGUCACAUCUUAACAGUACAGUAGUGUGGUCACAUCUUAACAGUAAAGUAGUGUGGCCACAUCUUAACAGUAACGUAGUGUGGCCAAAUCUUAAAGCAGAGUCAUGUGGUCACAUCUUAACAGUAAAGUAGUGUGGUCACAUCUUAACAGUAACUUAGUGUGGCCACAUCUUAAAGCAGAGUCAUGUGGUCACAUCUUAACAGUAAAGUAGUGUGGCCACAUCUUAAAGCAGAGUCAUGUGGUCACAUCUUAACAGUAAAGUAGUGUGGCCACAUCUUAACAGUAAAGUAGUGUGACCACAUCUUAACAGUAAAGUAGUGUGGCCACAUCUUAACAGUAAAGUAGUGUGGCCACAUCUAACUGUACAGUAGUGUGGCCACAUCUUAACAGUAAAGUAGUGUGACCACAUCUUAACAGUAAAGUAGUGUGACCACAUCUUAACAGUAAAGUAGUGUGGUCACAUCUUAACAGUAUGGUAGUGUGACCACAUCUUAACAGUAAAGUAGUAUGGCCACAUCUUAACUGUACAGUAGUGUGGCCACAUCUUAACAGUAAAGUAGUGUGGCCACAUCUUAACAGUAAUGUAGUGUGGCCACAUCUUAACAGUAACGUAGUGUGGCCACAUCUUAACUGUACAGUAGUGUGGCCACAUCUUAACAGUACAGUAGUGUGGCCACAUCUUAACAGUACAGUAGUGUGGCCACAUCUUAACAGUACAGUAGUGUGGCCACAUCUUAACAGUACAGUAGUGUGGCCACAUCUUAACAGUACAGUAGUGUGGCCACAUCUUAACAGUACAGUAGUGUGGCCACAUCUUAACAGUAACGUAGUGUGAUUACAUCUUAACAGUAACGUAGUGUGGCCACAUUUUAACAGUAAAGUAGUGUGGCCACAUCUUAACAGUACAGUAGUGUUGCAACAUUUUAACAGUAAAGUAGUGUGGCCACAUCUUAACAGUACGGUAGUGUGGCCACAUCUUAACAGUAAAGUAGUGUGGCCACAUCUUAACAGUAAAGUAGUGUGGCCACAUCUUAACAGUACAGUAGUGUGGCCACAUCUUAACUGUACAGUAGUGUGGCCACAUCUUAACUGUACAGUAGUGUGGCCACAUCUUAACUGUACACUAUGGUGGUCACAUACAGUUCUGUAGUCCCACAAAAGUAAUACAGAUCUGUCAGUGGAACAUUAGAGACUUCGGUAGGGCUAUAGAUAGAUUUAUUCUAAUCCAAUCAUUUUUAUCAUCUGAAUCAUUGAAAUCAUGAUUCUGAAAGUCAUAUUUCAAAAAGUGAAUGUGUUGUUAAAUCUUUCAUUUCCUGUACUAUAAAUAGAUGACAUAGAGACCUAUCAUUGGUUAGUGACAAUGACUGCAUUGUAAUAUAAUCCCAAAGUAGAGAACAAUGAAUGUGUCCAUUAAUUUCAAAACAAUUUUGGAACCGAGUAAGACCUUUUACUGGUAUGGUGAAGUCUAUUAUAUUUGUAAUGUGUAUGUCGGACCAUAAUUUCUCUUAGACUCAAAUUGCAUGUCAGCCCAUAAUUUUUUUUCUUUUUGUGAAGUUUCUGUAAUAGCUAUUUUCAUGUACCAUAGUGAUGCUUUUUACCAUUUUCAACUAUACAAUGAAAUUAUGAAAACUAGAUACAUUGAAGUGAGAAUAGAAUUGGUAAAACGAUAUGUAUCGUAGUUUCAGUGAAGUUUUGCUCACCUGGCCCGAAGGUCCAAAGAGAACUUAUGCUCCACUUUUCCAUUUAAACAAUUAAUCACAAACCAAAAGACCUAUAAUCAUAACAUUUGGCUGACACCCUAUAGGCUUCAAUGAUGAGGCCCGAGAAAAUUUGCUAAUAAAAAAGACCUUUACCCAUAUUCAAGGUCACAGGGGUCAAAUUUGUUAAAACAUUCAAACAACUUCUUCUCACAACCCAAAAGCAUUAGAAUCAUAAUAUUUGGCUGGUAGGUUCCUGGGAUUGAGCCCAACAAAGUUCACGAAAAGAAAUGACCUUGGCCUAUAUUUAGAGUCAAUGAGGUCAAAAUUGUAAAAACAUUCAAACGCUUUCUUCUCACAAGCUAAGAGGCCUGGAAUAGUGAUAUUUGGCUUUUAGGUCCCUGGGAUGAAGCCCUACAAAUUU